Molecule: messenger RNA, 4985 nt
Organism: Lemur catta (Ring-tailed lemur)
Lineage: Eukaryota; Metazoa; Chordata; Mammalia; Primates; Lemuridae
Gene: MAPK8
Product: mitogen-activated protein kinase 8
Exons: 13
Coding region: 2303-3586 (427 amino acids)
Biological process (GO): protein phosphorylation; JNK cascade
Cellular component (GO): nucleus; cytoplasm
Molecular function (GO): ATP binding; JUN kinase activity
Source: RefSeq, a predicted model, not a curated record
AGCUAAGGAUGUCUUAUAACUAAGGCAGAAACUUAAGUAAAAGACAAAGAAAGUGAUCCAGAGAAAUUCAGCAUAUGCAAGGGUAGGAAGUACAGCUGGACCUCACAAAACCAGACGUGGUUAUCAAUUAGUAUAAGGUGCUUCUGGCUAUCAAGUAUCACAGAGUGUCUUGUUCUUUCUGUGUAUACUGGCAUCUCUGCUUCUCUAACCCACAGCCUCUGGAGUUUCUCUCCCACUUCAAAAUCCCCCUGGAGAGAGUCUGAUUGGCUUCUACAUCAGUUGUCUAUCAUUGGUCUAAUUAGCUGUAGCUAGGAGGGCAGGGUUAUAUAGCAUAAACAUAACUGCUUCAAAGCCUACCCUUCUUAUAGUUAAGGGGGUGCAGUGAGUUAUGGGCUAGGAAGUUUUCUCAGAAAGAAGCAACUUCAAAUAUCACUCUGACUGCAGUGUACAGAAUUGAGGGCAGGGGAUCCUGUUAGGAGAAUAUAGUAAUCUAGACAGUAGAUAAUGUUGGCCUGAGUUAGUUCAGUGAGUAAGUAAGAGGAGAACGUAUUUGUGGUAGACUAAAUGCCGAAGCUCCAGAAUGGCAUGGGAGGUUGAAUGUGGGAGGAUAAAGGGUGUCUCAAGGAUAAUGUCUGCACUGGUUUGAAUACCUCAGUGGAUGAUGAUAGCAGUCCCUGAGCUGGAGGAACAUAGAAGCAGAUUUGGUGGGAAUUGAGGGAGAUGAAGAAUUCAUUUUUUGUGCAUGCAGAGUUUGAGGUAGUUUUCAGACAUCCAAGUGGAGAUGUCUAGUAGACCUUUGAAUGUAUGCAUCUAGAGCAGAGGAAAAAGCUCAGUAGUAGAUAAAUAUUUGAAAUUCUUUCAUUUUAGGUGACAACUGAAACCAUGAGUAUAGAUGAAAUUACCCUGGGAGAGUAUAACAAAAGAAGAGGGCCAAGACAGCCCUGAAGAGAAUCAUAUUGCAGGGCUGGAAGUAGGAAAGGAGCCUGUAAGGGAGUCUGGGAAGGAAUAGAAGGGUGUGAGAGCAAUCAGGAGUAUGCGAUAUUUUGAGGAACCUAAGGAAAGUGUUUCAGGCAGGAGAAUGUGCUCAACAGUGUGGAGUGCUGCUGAGCAGAGUAAAGUUCUGUUGAGUUCAGAAACGAACCUUGGCGAAAGAGUUUAAUGGGACUGGUGAAUAGGGAAAUGGGAUUGAGGACUUCGGGAGGUGAAGAGACCAAAGUAGCAAAUAUAAACAGUGCUUAAGCAAUUUGCCUGUGAGGCGAAGGAGAGAGGAGCCAGUGGCUAGACAUGGUUAUGACAGUGAAGUAAGGUUUUUAGGUAUGUGUAUUUUUUAAAAUAGCAGUCUUGCUCUUGAUCAUAUUUUAGUGCUAGGAGAAAGAGCGAUAAUCAGUUGAGUAAGAUAAGAGAGUUAUUCAGAGCAAAAAUAAGUAUGUGGAAAUUGGUUUAGUGGUUAGAGGUUGAGGUAUUUCCUGAAUUUUAUUUUCUCUAGGACUAUCUAAAAGGAAAGUAGGGUUGAACAUUUAAGGAGCAGGAGGACUAUUUGGAAUAGAUACCGUAGAAAUUAGAGCAGGUAACUGACUAGGGUAAUUAGGAUUUUUUCCCUGGCUUAGAUUUGAGGCCUUGAAUUUAAAAAAACAGCACCAAUAUGCACCAUUGUAUUUGUUUUGUCCUUCAGUCUAGUUAUAGGCUCAAAAGGAAGAGACAACUAGUUUGGCCCAUGCUGUGCUAUUUCAGAUUGGUGUUUCAGGAGAGAGCAGGGCAGAGAUACUGGCACGAUGGCCAUCUAACUAAUGGACCAUGGAAUAUAAACUGAGGAAGGAAAGAGGAAAAAGAAAGAGAGAAGUAAGUUAUUAAAAGCCUGAGGUGUCCUUACUUGUAAAGAAUAAGUGAGUAACUCAAUGUGAGACACUAAAGGAGAAUGAACCAGUAGCUUCUUGGCUAUUUCCAGCCUGUGUUGCUGGAAGAAUUUUAUUACCAAUGAAAUAAAUAAACAUGAAAGGGCAAGUUAGUUUUGGAAGGAGUUAAAGUUGGAUUUUCACUAUUUCUAGGUUGAAUACCUAUGGAACAUUCAUACCAAGAUGACCAAGGGGCAGUGGAAAAUACAGGAGAGAGAUCAGGAUGGAAGCAAAAAUGGGAGAUCAUAACUUGAGCCACAAAUUUACCAACAAAUAUAAACUCUAGGCUUUAUCCCAUGAAAGGCAACUUGAAGAUGAGCUAAAGCAUAAAAGUGAAGCAAUUUCUGAGUGAUUGAUACAGCUUCUUGGUGAAUUUUUGGAUGAAGCCAUUAAAUUAAUUGCUUGCCAUCAUGAGCAGAAGCAAGCGUGACAACAAUUUUUAUAGUGUAGAGAUUGGAGAUUCUACAUUCACAGUCCUGAAACGAUAUCAGAAUUUAAAACCAAUAGGCUCAGGAGCUCAAGGAAUAGUAUGUGCUGCUUAUGAUGCCAUUCUUGAGAGAAAUGUUGCAAUCAAGAAGCUAAGCCGGCCGUUUCAGAAUCAAACCCAUGCUAAGCGGGCCUACAGAGAGCUAGUACUUAUGAAAUGUGUUAAUCACAAAAAUAUAAUUGGCCUUUUGAAUGUUUUCACACCACAGAAAUCCCUAGAAGAAUUUCAAGAUGUUUACAUAGUCAUGGAGCUCAUGGAUGCAAAUCUUUGCCAAGUGAUUCAGAUGGAGCUAGAUCAUGAAAGAAUGUCCUACCUUCUCUAUCAGAUGCUAUGUGGAAUCAAGCACCUUCACUCUGCUGGAAUUAUUCAUCGGGACUUAAAGCCCAGUAAUAUAGUAGUAAAAUCAGACUGCACUUUGAAGAUCCUUGACUUUGGUCUGGCCAGGACUGCAGGAACAAGCUUUAUGAUGACGCCUUACGUAGUGACUCGCUACUACAGAGCGCCUGAGGUCAUCCUGGGCAUGGGCUACAAGGAAAACGUUGACAUUUGGUCAGUUGGGUGCAUCAUGGGAGAAAUGAUCAAAGGUGGUGUUUUGUUCCCAGGUACAGAUCAUAUUGAUCAGUGGAAUAAAGUUAUUGAACAGCUCGGAACACCAUGUCCUGAAUUCAUGAAGAAACUGCAACCAACAGUAAGGACUUAUGUUGAAAACAGACCUAAAUAUGCUGGAUAUAGCUUUGAGAAACUCUUCCCUGAUGUACUUUUCCCAGCUGACUCGGAACACAACAAACUUAAAGCCAGCCAGGCAAGGGAUUUGUUAUCCAAAAUGCUGGUAAUAGAUGCAUCUAAAAGGAUCUCUGUAGAUGAAGCUCUCCAGCACCCAUAUAUCAAUGUCUGGUAUGAUCCUUCUGAAGCAGAAGCUCCACCACCAAAGAUACCUGACAAGCAAUUAGAUGAAAGGGAACACACAAUAGAAGAGUGGAAAGAAUUGAUAUAUAAGGAAGUUAUGGACUUGGAAGAGAGAACCAAGAAUGGAGUCAUACGGGGGCAGCCUUCUCCUUUAGGUGCAGCAGUGAUCAAUGGCUCUCAGCAUCCAUCGUCAUCGUCGUCUGUCAAUGAUGUGUCUUCAAUGUCAACAGAUCCGACUUUGGCCUCAGAUACAGACAGCAGUCUAGAAGCAUCAGCUGGGCCUCUGGGCUGCUGUAGAUGACUACUUGGGCCUUGGGGUGGGGGGGGGAGGGACGGGAGUCGGUUAGUCGUUGAUAGAACUACUUUGAAAACAAUUCAGUGGUCUUAUUUUUGAGUGAUUUUUUUUAAAAAAGUAGGAUUCAUUUUGUAGUAAAGUAGCUUAUUUUUUUUAAUUUCAAGUGAUGUAAUUUAAAACCCAAGUUGUGUUUUAAAACAGCAACAAAACUGUAUUGUAUUUUUUGCUGUAAUUAACUGUAUAAUGUAAACCUAAUUAUUUUAUCAUGGUUUAAAUUUUUUGCAUAUUUGCUUUAUCUUAUGCUGCUGAUUUUUUUUUUACUGAAUUUGUAAGAUUUUGUUUAUCAAAGCAACUAUUAUGUGGUGACUUGCCUAUAUCAUGAAUUAUUUAAGAUUUUUAUAGUUUUUUUAUUAGAAUUUAUUUCAGAUGUUUUGUUCAUGAUACUAUCCUUCAGGGUUACGUGCUUAUCAAUGAAAUAACCCCAGAGGAGUGAGGGAAAAUAACCCGUAGCCAGUUAUAUUCAGGAAUAACUACUGUAAAUGAUGAACGUGUUAAGAGACCUCCAAUAUUUGCUACUUGCCAAUCCUAAUUUAGUUACAGCAAUUGGUAGGCAUCCUACUUAAUUUUGGCAAAAGCCCCAUCAUCUAAAUGGCAGAAUAACUCAGAGCAUGUCUUUGAGGAUGCUGGGCUUCCACCACCACCUUCUUAUCUCCCCACCCCACCUAACAAAAGUCAAGUAAAAAGAAUAUGGUGUAUCCUGCAAAUUUGUGGCAUGCUCAAAGUUUAUGAUCACAUAAAGUCAAGAGGAUACUUCAUGAAUACAUUUCAAUGCAAAUAAACAGAUGGUUCACUUCUACUAGCUAUGAGCCUGUUUUUGUAUACACUGAGUGAAUCUACUCAGGCUGUAGGCCCCAGCAGUGUUCAGAGUCUGGUCUUUGCAUUUCCUGCAGCCGCAGGCCCUUGCACCUUUCCGCUUGCCUACUGCUUGGCGUGCCAGUCGAGCACCAGUUCUGGUGUUUAUGGCCAUUUGAUUCUACCUGUAGCAUAAUCAUAUCUAUUCUUGCUGUUGGGAGGUUCCAAAGCCUACUUAGAUUUGUGUAGGUGUUGUAUCAAAUGAGCAAUAUAUACCGUUCAUCUGGAAAUAGUAGCACACAGCCAUAUGUAGGAUAUCAUUUUCUAAGGACUGUUUCUUCACAGUGAGCAGAGCAGGCAAAUGGUGGUUAUUUGGUCUGAGUCUUUCAUUUUUUUAUACCUGAUUUUCAAUAUAACACGAAAUGUGGAUGUCGAGUAGUGUUAAGAAUGGUGCUGCUCCUGACAAGUGUAUGUUAACUGUUUACAUUUUAUAUCUGCAGAAUUAUUUCUCUAUAACUGAAUUUUUCCUAAGUAAAAUGUCAUUGGAGUCUCA